AUGUCAUUAGUUAAAAAAGAGCCAGGUUCUACCACAGAGUCAUCUUGUUGGUCUUCUGGUGGAACGUCAGAUAAAUCUGCUCAAAAUAAUCAGCCAAACAAUAGCCGCCCACCUUUAAAGCAAAAGACAGAAAACGUUCCCACUUCUACAGCCAUUGAUAGUGAUUCCAAAAAAAAUAUCUUAUCGAAAUACAUGCUCAGUCCUCAUAAUGCACAUACCAAUGCGGUCAAGAAAGAGCCUGGUUCAUCUACUGAUCAAGAUUCGCCGUUGAGAAUAAGGGCCAACCCAGCCAAAAAGAAAAUUGGUAAACCAGUUCAUACAGAAAAAGAGAUGGCAAAGAAACAAGCUUUGAUGAAAGAGCAAGGAUUACAAUCAGCAAGCUCUUCUUUCAAUUUGCAAUUAAUUGAUCCGAAAGCUGUCAGAGGGCUUGCUAAUGAAAGUGAUAACUUCAGUCCUGAUAGGGGCAAACAAAACAGAAAUGUCAAUGAAAUACCGAAAAACCCUGGUAAGUACGAAAAAUUGAACCUGAGGCUAAAUGAAACUGACGGUACUGAAAGCGCUAAAUACUACGAUGAAGUAUUUUCAGAAGCUGAAUGGAAGCAAGAGUGCAUCGAUUUGGCAACAUAUGAUAUAUCGCAAUGGAUACUUAAAGGUCAAGAUAUAUUGAAGGAACAGCAUGCACUCAUGUGUAGGAUGGUACAAGCAAGAAUAAAGUUAUCACAUCGUUUUCAAGUUAUAUCAGACAUCAUCAAUGAACGGGCGGAACUCUUAAUCCAGCAGGGCGAGAUUUUAGAUGCAAAACUCACCAAAGUACAGGAUCUUGGGAAGGAAAUCCUGGAUUUAUUGUAG
Messenger RNA from Kluyveromyces lactis, 849 nucleotides. It is a transcript of the gene ECM11, whose product is annotated as Ecm11p. The transcript has a single exon. Bases 1 to 849 code for a protein of 282 amino acids. The record is from RefSeq and is a predicted model, not a curated record. NCBI's taxonomy places the organism in Eukaryota, Fungi, Ascomycota, Saccharomycetes, Saccharomycetales, Saccharomycetaceae.